AUGUUGAGUACUCGUAAUCUCAGGCUAAUAGUGGCCGUCUUUGCAAUCUUCGGUAUUGUUGCUUUCUUUGCAACAUCACAAAACUCACUCCGAGGCACAGUACAAAAGGUUGGCAUAAAACCAGCAAGUGGUGGUUCGUCUCAAGAGCCACCAAAACCUCAAGAUGCUCAAAUGGAUGAGGAGGAAAAGAAUACACUUCAAGGUAAACCACACUCGGGAACAAAACCCCCCUAUGAAAAGGUUGAUAAAUCAGAAUCAAAUAUUGCUGAGAAGCUAAGUGACAAACCACCUUCUAGUCAAGAGAACGAGAAAAUAACGACACCACAUGAGGUUGGCAUGAACAAGGAAUGCAACGAAGUCAAUUACGUUGUCAUGAUUGAUGCCGGAAGUACAGGGUCUCGAGUUCAUGUUUACGAGUUCAAUACAUGUACCCAGCCUCCUAAAUUGUUGUCUGAAGAGUUCAAAAUGCUCGAUCCAGGAUUGAGUUCUUUCGAUACAGAUACUGUGGGGGCUGCCAAGUCGUUGGACCCAUUAUUGGAAGUUGCCUUGUCAAAAGUACCAAAGGAGAAACAUAGCUGUACGCCAGUUGCUGUGAAAGCCACUGCCGGCUUGAGAAUACUCGGAAAAGCCAAAUCCGAUGCAAUUUUGAAAGAGGUUAGAAGACAUUUGGAAGAGGAUUAUCCAUUCGCUGUUGUCCCUGGAAACGGGAUCUCUAUUUUAGACGGAAGGGAUGAAGGUGUUUACGCAUGGGUUACUGCAAACUUUUUAUUAGGAAACAUUGGAAACAAGGACAAGUUACAGACUGCGGCAGUUUUUGAUUUAGGUGGUGGCUCUACUCAAAUCGUUUUUGAACCAGAAUAUAAGGAUCAGGUUCCAGUUGAAGGGGAAACUCAAUAUAAAUUUGCCUUUGGCGAACACGAGUAUACCUUGUACCAAUUCAGUCACUUGGGGUACGGUUUGAUGCAAGGAAGAAACAAGAUCAACAAGUUGGUUUUGGAGAACUAUUUAAAAAAUGCUCAAUUGACCAAAUACUCGAGCAAGAAAGAGGCUAAAGAGGCAAAUGCAGAGGUAGAAGUAACCAACCCUUGUAUUCCUCCCAGCUCUGUUGCCAAGAAUGUGCAGGUUGAAGUUUCUGAAAAUGAGAUUUAUGUUGUCAAUAUGAAAGGCCCAUCAAAGCCAACUGGAUCAAAAUGUCGUUUUCUUGCUGAACAGGUGCUCAAUAAAGAUGCCACAUGCGAGGCAAAGCCUUGUUCUUUCAACGGUAUCCACCAACCUUCCUUGACACAUGCAUUCAACAAGAAUUCUGAUAUGUUUGUAUUUUCAUUUUUCUAUGACAGAACCAAUCCAAUUGGUAUGCCAUCAAGCUUUACUGUUGAAGAGUUGAGAGACUUGACCAAAUCAGUUUGCGAGGGUGAGUCAUUAUGGCGUGAUGUUUUCUUUGAUGACCAUAUGAAUAGUUUGAACAAGGAGCCUCAAUGGUGUUUGGAUCUUAGUUUUAUCACCGCUAUGUUGCAUACUGGUUACGACAUUCCAUUGAGCAGAGAACUCAAAACCGCUAAAAAGAUAGACAAUAACGAAUUAGGUUGGUGUUUAGGUGCAUCAUUGCCGUUAUUGGAUAAAUCUAGUGGCUUAUGGCAAUGUAGAUCGUAA
Molecule: messenger RNA, 1650 nt
Organism: Lodderomyces orthopsilosis Co 90-125
Lineage: Eukaryota; Fungi; Ascomycota; Pichiomycetes; Serinales; Debaryomycetaceae
Gene: GDA1
Product: guanosine diphosphatase
Exons: 1
Coding region: 1-1650 (549 amino acids)
Biological process (GO): protein N-linked glycosylation; nucleoside diphosphate catabolic process
Cellular component (GO): membrane; Golgi apparatus
Molecular function (GO): GDP phosphatase activity; UDP phosphatase activity
Source: RefSeq, a predicted model, not a curated record